ACAAAACAAAGAGCCAUAUCUAAAGAAGAAGCGUGAAGGGGAUCAGGCAUGGAACAGGAUUUAUCUCUACUAAUGGUGGUAAGGAUGGAAGCCCUCGUGCAGCUCCAUCCCCAGGUCCUGAAUCAACACAACGAGCCUGUGGUCAUUGUUCAACCCUCUGCUAACAUGAGGCACGAUCCACCUGCUGACCCUGUGCCGGAUUAUAUGUGUUACUCCACAUUUACCAUGCUGUGCUGCUGCCUCUUUCUGGGAAUUGCAGCUCUUCAUUUCUCUAGAGCGACUCGCACUGCUAACGCUGUUGGACAGAGGAGAAAAGCAGCGAGAAACUCUCAAACUGCACUCAUCCUGAACCAUGUCAAUGUUUUAGUUGGCAUCAUCGUGAUUGGAGCAUAUCUCCUCAACACAUUUUACCUAUCAGCCUAAAAACUUUAUCCAUUAUCUUUCCAAAGUUACUGUAUUACGUUAAUGGAUUUCUGUUCCCUUAUUUGGUCACCUUCCUUUUCUUGUUUUGGUUAAUUGAUUAUUCCCCACCUGUCUCCAGUUCCCUCAUUACCUCCCGUGUGUUUAAAUCCCGGUCUGUUCAGUUCCUCCUCGUCUGUGAUUGAAUGUGCAUCUGUCUAUGUUAAUGCUGUAUGUAUAUUGUGAUAUUAAUCUCCUUUGUUAUCUAGUAAAUUCCUCAUUUGAUCCCGAUCCUUCUCAAGCUCUUUGCCCUUUGUUAGCACACACACCCAUACUUGUAACAGUUACACAACUAUCAACUUUUUAGACAAAUUUGUUAUUGUACUCUCACAUGCAGUAUUUCCAUCUCUGGUGUUGUUGUUCUGUUUGCAGAACUGGAUAGAUUCAUCACUGCAUAAAACAAACAACAACAAUAAAAACAUUGUAUUCAUCAUUGCAUUGA
Molecule: messenger RNA, 901 nt
Organism: Carassius auratus (goldfish)
Lineage: Eukaryota; Metazoa; Chordata; Actinopteri; Cypriniformes; Cyprinidae
Product: synapse differentiation-inducing gene protein 1-like
Exons: 2
Coding region: 49-423 (124 amino acids)
Cellular component (GO): membrane
Source: RefSeq, a predicted model, not a curated record